Chlorella variabilis is the source of this 813-nucleotide messenger RNA. RefSeq lists its product as hypothetical. The transcript has 9 exons. The record is from RefSeq and is a predicted model, not a curated record. Lineage: Eukaryota; Viridiplantae; Chlorophyta; Trebouxiophyceae; Chlorellales; Chlorellaceae. Bases 1 to 813 code for a protein of 270 amino acids.
AUGCUUGACGUCUCUCUACAGGCAGCACCUCAAGAAGAAGACCAGGAGGGAGGCGGCGGGCAGCGGCGAAGCGGGCGGCCGCGGCGCCAGGUGGACUAUGCAGAGCCCUCCUGGGCGCAGCUAGAGGCGGCGGCGGCGGCGGCGGCAGCACCCACAGCGGAUGCAGCAGGAGCGGAGGCCUCGCAGGCGGAGCCGCUGCGCGCAGCCUACGCCCCGCCCGCAGCCUGCACAUCGCCGGUCCACCCCACCUACGAUGCGUCAGAGGGGCGGCGGGACCGGCAGGGGCGCCUGGCGUUUGCAGGCCACCCAGAAUUCCGCCCCAACCUCACCCCCAAGCAAGUCAUCCAGGCAGGCAGCUUUGGCGGCAUCUACUUCAACCCACGCGGCGGCAAGCCGGGCAUCCUGGGGAAGGAGGUGGCGGUGGAUCACAGCGAGUUCCCUGCAGACUGGUUUGAGGGCCUGCCCAGGAAGGCCUACCGUGGGCGGGUGUACACAGUAGGAACCAACAAGUAUGGGGUCAAGGCUGGGCAGGACCAGAAGUUUUGGGAGGAGAAGGGGUGGAUCGACCCUCAGGAUCCGCGGGGCUGGUUCCAGGCAGGCCGCCGCACCGCAGACGAUGCCCGGCAGAUCCGCCGGUGGCGGGGGGUGGUGGGGGACAAGGGGCGCUGGGUUAGGGCGCUUGUCAACAAGAUCGUCAGGAGCAACAAGCGGUGGGAUGACGCGAGUGUGUCACCCGUCAUCCGCCAGACGCUGCUGCACUGGGCGUUUGAGCUGACAGAGGCCGAGUUCCAGCGCAUGCACAGGCAGCUGUAG